Messenger RNA from Orycteropus afer afer, 2184 nucleotides. RefSeq names its product N-alpha-acetyltransferase 35, NatC auxiliary subunit (gene NAA35). Lineage: Eukaryota; Metazoa; Chordata; Mammalia; Tubulidentata; Orycteropodidae. Gene Ontology annotation, biological process: N-terminal peptidyl-methionine acetylation. Gene Ontology annotation, cellular component: NatC complex. The record is from RefSeq and is a predicted model, not a curated record.
AUGGUUAUGAAAGCUUCUGUAGAAGAUGAUGAUUCAGGAUGGGAGCUCAGUAUACCAGAAAAAAUGGAAAAAAGCAAUACAAGCUGGGUGGACAUAACCCAAGAUUUUGAAGAAGCUUGUCGAGGUGAGUUAAAGAUGUCCCAUUUGUCCCACUUUUCCAAACUAUUUGGUCUUUUUGAAGCCAUGUCUGCUAUUGAAAUGAUGGAUCCCAAGAUGGACGCUGGAAUGAUUGGAAAUCAAGUUAAUCGGAAAGUUCUCAAUUUUGAACAAGCUAUCAAGGAUGGCACCAUUAAAAUUAAAGACCUCACCUUGCCUGAAUUGAUAGGGAUAAUGGAUACAUGCUUUUGCUGUUUGAUCACAUGGUUGGAAGGCCAUUCCUUGGCACAGACAGUAUUUACGUGCCUUUAUAUUCAUAAUCCAGACUUUAUAGAAGAUCCUGCCAUGAAAGCUUUUGCUCUGGGAAUCCUGAAAAUAUGUGACAUUGCAAGGGAAAAAGUAAAUAAAGCUGCUGUUUUUGAAGAGGAAGAUUUUCAGUCAAUGACUUAUGGAUUUAAAAUGGCUAACAGUGUAACUGAUCUUCGAGUUACAGGCAUGCUAAAAGAUGUGGAAGAUGACAUGCAAAGAAGAGUAAAGAGUACUCGAAGUCGACAAGGAGAAGAAAGAGACCCAGAAGUUGAACUAGAACAUCAACAAUGUUUAGCAGUUUUUAGCAGAGUGAAAUUUACUCGAGUGUUACUGACAGUGCUUAUAGCCUUUACAAAGAAAGAGACCAGUGCUGUUGCAGAAGCUCAAAAAUUGAUGAUUCAAGCAGCAGAUCUUUUGUCUGCCAUUCAUAAUUCAUUGCAUCAUGGCAUCCAGGCCCAGAAUGAUACCACAAAAGGAGAUCAUCCAAUUAUGAUGGGUUUUGAGCCCCUUGUUAACCAGAGACUACUUCCACCUACCUUCCCUCGAUAUGCAAAAAUAAUCAAAAGAGAAGAAAUGGUCAACUAUUUUGCAAGACUAAUAGAUAGAAUAAAAACGGUCUGUGAGGUUGUCAAUUUAACAAAUUUACAUUGUAUUCUGGAUUUUUUCUGUGAAUUUAGUGAACAGUCACCUUGUGUUCUUUCAAGAUCUCUAUUACAAACCACUUUCCUGGUGGAUAACAAAAAAGUCUUUGGAACCCAUCUCAUGCAAGACAUGGUGAAAGAUGCACUUCGGUCUUUUGUCAGUCCUCCGGUGCUUUCUCCCAAGUGCUGCCUAUAUAAUAAUCACCAGGCUAAGGACUGUAUUGAUUCCUUUGUUACUCACUGUGUUCGGCCAUUUUGUAGUCUUAUUCAGAUCCAUGGACAUAACAGGGCUCGACAGAGAGAUAAGCUGGGUCAUAUUCUUGAGGAAUUUGCUACCCUACAGGAUGAGGCUGAGAAGGUUGAUGCAGCACUUCACACUAUGCUCUUGAAACAAGAACCCCAAAGGCAGCAUUUGGCCUGCUUAGGUACCUGGGUCCUUUACCAUAAUCUUCGAAUUAUGAUACAGUAUCUUCUAAGUGGCUUUGAAUUGGAACUCUACAGCAUGCACGAGUACUACUACAUAUAUUGGUAUCUCUCUGAAUUCCUUUAUGCCUGGUUGAUGUCAACAUUGAGUCGUGCUGAUGGCUCUCAAAUGGCAGAGGAAAGAAUAAUGGAAGAGCAGCAGAAAGGCCGUAGCAGUAAAAAAACAAAGAAAAAGAAGAAAGUUCGUCCAUUGAGCCGAGAGAUCACAAUGAGCCAGGCAUAUCAGAACAUGUGUGCUGGGAUGUUUAAGACCAUGGUAGCAUUUGACAUGGAUGGCAAAGUACGAAAACCCAAGUUUGAGCUUGAUAGUGAACAAGUUCGAUAUGAACACAGGUUUGCUCCCUUCAACAGUGUAAUGACACCACCACCAGUGCACUAUCUACAGUUUAAGGAAAUGUCUGACCUCAAUAAGUACAGCCCUCCUCCUCAGUCUCCAGAACUGUAUGUGGCAGCUAGUAAGCACUUUCAGCAGGCAAAAAUGAUUCUGGAAAAUGUUCCAAACCCAGACCAUGAGGUCAAUAGAAUAUUAAAGGUUGCCAAACCCAACUUUGUGGUUAUGAAGUUAUUGGCAGGAGGACAUAAAAAGGAAUCUAAGGUUCCUCCUGAGUUUGAUUUCUCUGCCCACAAAUAUUUUCCUGUUGUGAAACUUGUUUGA